CCGAGGCAGAGGAAGCGGAAGAAGCGGAAGAGUCAACCAGCAUGCUUUCAACUGUCGGUCCUUGAACGUUGAGCUGCUAGCUCUGUGUCCCUCUCAGCAUUGCAUUCAAAUUUCAGACGUCUUCGCUGAAUUGUCUCAGCCAAACCGUCUGCCACCCCUUUAGUGACAAUCAACUGCAUUAAAUGCCUUUCAAGUGUCAGCUACUAGAGCUAGAAGACACGUGGUGAAUGGCACUACAUCGAACACCAAGCUCAGCAGGUUUGGUUUUUGACGGCGUUUUCCGAAGGCUGCAACUGAUACGGUACAACGCUUUUGGACACAAUUGAAACGUGAUCCAGCUGGGAUGCCCAAGGAGCUUGAGCUGCCCACUUACAAGAUGAUUUAGACCAGGGUCCCUGGCAGACCCUUUCAAAAGCAGACAGCUAGCUUGACAGCUGCCAACUCCUUCCCGUCGGGCGCCUUUCCCAAUUUUGCUGGGAUCUCCAGACAGAGGAGAUUACAUCGGGUGCGCCAGCUGGUAAAAGCAGAAUGGUUUAGCCGCUACAUAAGCAGAGAAUUGAAGGGCAAUACUGCUCCAACAUGUUGGCCGACUGCAAGUGUGCGGGGCGGCUCUCGGGGCCUACUCCCCCCGCAGGUCUGAUGCAGGAGACAGCGCCAGCUCAGCCCUCCUUCUACAGACGCCAGCUCCCGUCUCCCCCUGCCAUCGACUUUGCCUCUGAGGAAGGGAAGACAAUCUUUGCGGAGGCCCUCGUAUCAGGCGGCCUCGCCGGCUUCUUCCCCCUCAUCGCCCAGUUCCAAACCCAAGCCGAACCCGCGUACUGCGGCCUCGCCUCCCUCUCCGUCGCGCUCAACGCCCUAUCGAUCGAUCCCGGGCGCACGUGGAAAGGUCCCUGGCGCUGGUACGACGAAGCGCUCUUGGACUGCUGCGAACCGUUAGAAAAGAUCAAGAAAGACGGCAUCGUGUUCAAUAAGCUGGUGUGUUUAGCCCGGUGUGCGGGUGCGGGGGUGAAAAGCGUGCUUGCGAGUGGCGGGAGCGAGGGGGGGUUCCGAGAAGAUGUGCAGCGCGCAACCGCAGGUGGGGAGGGGCAUAUAAUCGUGGCGUACAGCAGGAGGGCGUUCCUGCAGACGGGUGAUGGCCAUUUCUCACCCAUCGGGGGGUAUCACGCUGCGCGCGACUUGGUGCUCAUUCUCGACGUGGCCCGGUUCAAGUACCCCCCCCACUGGGUGCCCCUGCCGCUCCUAUGGCAGGCCAUGCAGCAGAUCGACAAAGUGACCGGGGAGUCCCGGGGCUACGUCAUGCUGACGCCCCCGGCGCAGCCGUCUGCCGCUCUCUUCAGCCUGGCCCGACCCGAUCCUGAAUGGUGGGCGGUGGCAGCAUACGCCUCGACGGGCAUCUCCGACGUGCUCCGUCGUGCUGACGUCAGCACCGGGGAGCAGGCGCUCGGCGCGGUCCUCGAGGACCUGCCGGAUGACGUCACCCACUUGCUGACGUGGAUGCGGGCGGUGGCGCCAGUUGGCGAGGACGCGUUGGUGCCGCGGGAGGGGCAGGUUGUGGAGGCCGUCAAGGACCAAAUCCUUAGACAGCUGCGGUCGCUGCGAAUCUUCCGGCUGGUGUCAAGCUGGGUGACGCGGCAAACAGAGCGAAGGCUUAAAACCAGCAUCGAGCCAAGAGGACCCCUCGACUGUGACGAUCCGACGGUAGACAAUAACAGGGAUACUUCCAACGAGACACGUGGCACUUUUGUCGAGAGACAUGGCGUGACGUCAGUCGACAAAAGCAGAGACUUCGAAGGGCAGAGAGACUUAGAGCCCGCAGCGAAGCGAGCGAGAAUGGAAGCGUCGGCGGAACAAGAGUUCGACGAAGUGGGCGUACCACAAGUACGUUAUGCACAAUCGGAGAUGGAGAAAGAUUCGGAAUCAGAAGGGGCUGGAGUUUCAGGUUUGGGAGAAACGGCCGUAGCAGUGCCAAACAAUGGCAUCAACGGAACAGGGCCGGAUAAAUUGACCAACGGAACGGGGCGCUUUGAUUCAAGUUCCAUAGAACGAAGCAGAGAAAACACUCUGCUAGCGGAGGAUCCGCUGACCGAACCGGUUCCAGCCACUGACGGACCGACACGUGUCGACCUGGUGACGGUCUUGCUGCUCGUCUGCCAGAGCGAGGUGUGGGCGUCCGCAAAAGACGCGACUGUCCGUGAAGAGCUUCAGUCCCUGACGAACACAUGUUGCCUGAACAGCCCGUUGCACAGUGAGAUCCUGCAUCUGAAAGAGCAAUACGCAGCUCUGCGAACGGAGGCCCGUGAAGAGUGCGCUUCCGAACAAGGAAAGACACGUCAGUUGCAGCUUAACAUGUCAACCGGUGGCCAAUGACAUGACGCAUGAUGUACUUUAUUACAUUGUAGAACAUUCAUGCGUUGAUCAUAUACCUGUGGGGGACUGCUGUUAGCUAGAAACGGGAUCAGAUGGGACGCCGAACAAUAUCAAAAACAAAGCGAAAGUACGACGAGACUGCGCCAUGAACUCACACCGACUGCAGCUGCAAUUUCACACGUGGCACCGUGCACGCACUGAAGGAAACGGGUCCGUUGCCAUGUCGGAAUAGACUAGCCUAGCUGUCUUAGUGCAGGCUUGU
Messenger RNA from Klebsormidium nitens, 2629 nucleotides. NCBI's taxonomy places the organism in Eukaryota, Viridiplantae, Streptophyta, Klebsormidiophyceae, Klebsormidiales, Klebsormidiaceae. The record is from the annotation of a GenBank genome assembly.